GCACAAUAUUUGCUCUGGGAUCUGGGGCGGGCACCAGGCUGUGCGGCUCGGGAGCCACUCCAUGCUGCUUGACACACCAGAGCAGCACAGCGAGGCUUUGGAGAGGAGGAUCUCACCUUGGUCCCUCCAGCACCAUGUGUUGGGUCACCGUCCUCAUCGUGGCCGGGCUCUGCGGGGGCUGCCUGGGCCAGUACAAUGAGGAGGAGGACCUGGCAUGGCUGCAGUACUACCUGAGGCAGUCCCGCGUGGCCUCCUACAACUACAUGCCCUACUACGAGGAGGAGAGUCCCCCCUACGUGUACUCCUACCCCGCAGCGCCCGACACGGAGCCCGAGCCCGGCCCGGAGCCCCAGCAAGCGCCCUCCUGGCAGUGCCCCCAGGAGUGUGACUGUCCCCCCAACUUCUCCUCGGCCAUGUACUGCGACACCCGCAACCUGAGGUACCUGCCCUUUGUGCCCUCCCGCAUGAAGUACGUCUACUUCCAGAACAACCUCAUCACCGCCAUCCAGGAGGGCGCCUUCGACAACGCCACGGAGCUGGAGUGGCUGGCGCUGCACAACAACCAGAUCAGCAGCGAGAGGAUGGGCAAGAGGGUCUUCGGGAAGCUCAAGAACCUGGAGAGGCUGUACAUGAACAACAACAACCUGACCAAGCUGCCCAGCCCCCUGCCCCGCUCCCUGAGAGAGCUCCACCUGUCUUACAACCAGAUCUCCAAGGUGCCCUCCAACGCUCUGGAGGGCCUGGAGAACCUCACAGCCCUGUACCUCAGCCACAACUUCAUUUUUGAGAUGGGGGCUUCCCUCAAAGGGCUCAAGUCUUUGAUCCUCGCUGAUCUGAGCUACAACCACCUCAGAAAAGUCCCUGAUGGGCUCCCAAUGUCCUUGGAACAGCUUUACCUAGAGUACAACUACAUCAACACCAUCCCUGAUGACUAUUUCCAGGUGUCUCCCAGGCUGCUCUAUGUCCGGAUGUCCCACAACAGCCUGACAAACCAAGGCCUCUCCUCCAACACCUUCAACAGCAGCAGCAUCCUGGAGCUGGACCUCUCCUACAACCGGCUCCAGAAGAUCCCCCGGGUCAACACCAACCUCGAGAACCUCUACCUGCAGGGGAACCAAAUCAAUGAGUUCUCCAUCAGCAGUUUCUGCUCCGUGGUGGACGUCAUGAACUACUCCCGGCUCCAGGUCCUGCGGCUCGACGGGAACGAGAUCAAGCGGAACGCGGUGCCCCCCGACGCCCCCCUGUGCCUGCGCCGGGCCACCGUCAUCGAGAUCUGACCCCUCCCACCCUCAGGACUUGGCUCCCCCGACCCUGGGGAGACCCUCAGCCCGUCUCAGUGCAGCUUCUCAGCCUGACCUGGCUUCGCAGUAGUGCAAUCAGGGGGCUCCGUCAGCCGGAGCCUUUCGACCCCAAAUUCUUCCUCGUCCCAGAAUUCUUCCUCUUCCUGGCUCCCCAGCCACGCAGGGUGGGACAGAUGCCAGCAGCAAUCCCCCUCUGACCCCACCACAGCCACCCCACACACACCUUCUCCCCUGGGUUGGGUGGGAUGCAGUGGGGACGGGGCUCAUCCCACCUCUCAAACCUGGCCCUGAGCAUCCCACCCCCAUGGGGAGGGUUCGGGGAGGGGGGGUCCUGCAGAACCAGCAGAUCUGAAUCCCCUGGCCACGGGAGAAGCAUCCAGGAGGUUGGGAGCUGCAGGAGCAAAGGGUUAAAACAUCAGUCUGAAGCAUCCCUCGGUCUGGGAUGAGGAAGAACAAAUCCACUCCUUCCCCUCCAUUUCCCCCCUCUUCCAUCAGCCUCCUGCUCCAGAAUUAAAAGAGAGGAACCUUUCCUGCUGCUGGAGUCAGAGAGAAACCCCCUGAGGAACAGCCUGGUUACAGGUCUCAAAUCUUCCUUCCAGCCCACCGGCUCAGGGCAGGAUGGGGGUUGAGGGAUGUGGAAAUUCCUGGUGCUGUCACCCCCAGCUGCCUGGGCACCCCCAGCUUGGCUCUGAGCUCCCUCUCUGCCCAGGCAGCCAAAGUAUCCCAAUUAACCCACCCCCAAAAAAAAUUCCCGCGGUACCACGUGCACCCACAGCACGUUUGAAUCCACCAAACCCACCCAAGUGGGACCCUUGGGCAGUUCAGUCCGAGGACCUAAGGGGCAGCUGAGCUUUGGGGAUGACCUGCAGGGGUCACCCCGACCCUCCGCGUUGUACCUGCAUGCAAAGAGCAAAACCGCCCCCGAGACCCCCUGAACCCCCCACCCCAGCAUGAACUGUAGGCACCAAACCGACCAAUAAAGCCCUUCCUAAACUGCACCGAGCGCGUCUGAGGAGCCGCCGCUCGGGGCUGCUCCGAGCACCG
Molecule: messenger RNA, 2345 nt
Organism: Myiozetetes cayanensis
Lineage: Eukaryota; Metazoa; Chordata; Aves; Passeriformes; Tyrannidae
Gene: FMOD
Product: fibromodulin
Exons: 3
Coding region: 135-1277 (380 amino acids)
Molecular function (GO): protein binding
Source: RefSeq, a predicted model, not a curated record